Durusdinium trenchii is the source of this 420-nucleotide messenger RNA. Lineage: Eukaryota; Dinophyceae; Suessiales; Symbiodiniaceae. The record is from the annotation of a GenBank genome assembly.
AUGGACUUGGCAAGAUGGCUUUGGUUUCUCCCCAAGAUAGGUGGUAGAAAUACCCGUUUUCUUGUAUUGAUGCAAGAAAAUGUUGGAAAGGAAGUGAGUUGUUACUCUGACCAAAAGCUCGACCAGAAUCCUCCCAAUUGCACCAUGGCCACUUCACGAUUCGCACAUGGCCACUUCACGAUGGAUCUGUGGUUCAUCCACACCAUCCACAGGAUGAUCCUAGCAUACCCAGGAUGGUCAUCACGGAAAAAGAGUGGCUGUUACUGCUGCCAAACCUCUUGCUUGCCGCACUUGCCUAGGUUCGAAGCACAAACCAAAGACCCUACCGGACACCAAAAAGGUUCUCCAAAUGCCCGUCCCUCAGGCUUCCGAGAUCACUUCGGUGUGUCCUUGCUGCUUUCAUUGCCAGAGCUUUCAUAG